CAAGCAGUGGUGGAAGCAUUAACCUGCUGGCAGGCAUCAUACAAGUGGCCUGCAAGGGCACGUCUUGAGAAGCAGCAAGACUUGUUUGAAGGCCGUUGCAAGGAGUAAGGAGGAUCUGGGCUGCUUUAAUGAUUGUGGGGAAAAAAAAAUUUUUUUAAGUCGGGUAAAAUGAGAUUAAAAAGGAAGACUCAACAGGACUUGGUAACAAACCCAAGUGGAGCAGAAUCAAAGAGUGAUAGGGUCCAAUCCUAGACAAUGAAGGAGGGCUUGAAGCAGAUGAACUUAAAGCAAAAGGCACCCACCUGGGGGAGGAAGACAUUGUUUGAGUUGUUAGCAGAACAUUCACGUGAAGACGGUCCAUCAGGCUUUUGGAACCAGAGCAGCUGAAACCGGAAAGGAGGGCUCAGGAGAGAAAUGCAGGACAGAUGAGGAUAAAGGCGAAAUCUCUGCCUUUGAACAUGUUCUCCAAGGAAAAGAGUAAAGUGGGAAAAGAGCAGAGAACAGAGGUUUUAUCUUUGUGGAAAGCCUAUAUCCAGGGUGGUGAGGAGGAGGAGGAGGCCCCAAAAGAUGGGGAGAUAUGCAGCUGGAGAACAGCCCCUUUAUGCCCAAGAGGUAAGCAGUUACAGAGGAAAGCCAGGGAUAAUGACCUCUGGUAAAGCCCACAGAAGCUGGCUGGGAGUUUCCUUUUCAAGUAGAUGGACAGAGAUCAGAUUGCAUGGUAAUAUGGACACAGCACAGGGGGGAAUUCAAGAUCAUGUCUUAAAAUAACUCAGUAUUUUAAAAAAACAAGCAAACAACAACAACAACAAAAACCCCCUAGGUCUGAGGGCGUUGCAUCUGGGAAUAUGGGAAUAGGGAAGAUAAAGCAGCAGGGAUAGCAGCCUCUGAGAUGCUAGAGUCCUAGCCGGCCUUGCCAUGGUGUGGCCUUUACUCUGAAACCUGCUUCUUAGCUACAUUUAUGCAAAGUUCUGAGUCUUACCAGAAUAGAAAGUGAAAGCAAAAAUAAAUUCCCCUCCGUUCAAAUCUGCAACCACAUGGAUUAAGGUUAAAUCUAUUUAUUGAAACAUAUUGUUUAGAGCCUGUGUAACAUAACUGGAGCCAACACGGUGCUGUGGAGAACCAGAGGAUUUAGCCUGGUUAUUAACUUGUCUUCUAGAGAAUAGAUUUAGUGUCCCACUUUUCUGCAAUGGUUAAUACACAUCGAAAAUUAAUAUUGAAUAUUUACUGCUCAGCAAUCAUCCUGCCCCAAAUAUGUAUUUGUUCUCAGUUCACAAGCUCAUCUAAUGAUCAGUACAAUGAGAACCCUGGGGUUUUUCCAGUAGCCACCAAUGGGGAACAAUUUCCCUGGCGUGAGCUAAGGCUCCCCACCAAGGUCAUUCCCCUCCACUAUGACCUUUUUGUUCACCCAAAUCUUACCUCCCUGGACUUCGUUGCAUCUGAGAAGAUUGAAGUCUUUGUCCAAGAUACCACCCAAUUUAUCAUCUUGCACAGCCAUGGUCUUGAAAUCAUGAAUGCCACUCUUCAGUCAGAGGAAGAUCUGAGAUACAAGAAAUCAGGGGAAAAGCUAACUGUUUUGAGUUACCCUGCUCAUCAGCAAAUUGCACUACUGGUUCCAGAGAAACUUAUGGCUGACCUGAGAUACUCUGUGGCUAUUGACUUCCAGGCCAAACUAGCUGAUGGUUUUAAAGGGUUUUAUAAAAGCACAUACAGAACUCUUGGUGGUGAAACAAGAACAAUAGCAGUAACGGAUUUUGAGCCAACCCACGCACGAAUGGCUUUCCCUUGUUUUGAUGAGCCAUUGUUCAAAGCCAACUUUUCAAUCAAGAUAAGAAGAGAGAGCAGACACAUUGCCCUAUCCAACAUGCCAAAGGUUAGGACAAUUGAACAUGAAGGAGGUCUCUUGGAAGAUCAUUUUGAAACUACUGUAAAAAUGAGUACGUACCUUGUAGCCUACAUAGUUUGUGAUUUUGCCUCUGUGAGUGGCACAGCCUCGUCAGGGGUCAAGGUAUCCAUCUAUGCAUCCCCAGACAAAUGGAGUCAAACACAUUAUGCUCUGGAAGCAUCAUUGAAGCUGCUUGAUUUUUAUGAAAAUUACUUUAACAUCCACUAUCCACUCCCCAAACUGGAUCUAGUUGCCAUUCCUGACUUUGAAAGUGGAGCCAUGGAAAACUGGGGCCUUGUCACAUAUAGAGAGACGUCACUGCUCUUUGAUCCCAAGACCUCUUCCACUUCUGAUAAACUGUGGGUCACCAAAGUCAUAGCCCACGAACUGGCACACCAGUGGUUUGGCAACCUGGUUACAAUGGAGUGGUGGAAUGACAUUUGGCUCAAUGAGGGUUUUGCAACAUACAUGGAACUGAUCUCUGUUAAUGUCACAUAUCCAGAGCUACAGUUUGAUAACAUUUUUUUGAACAAUUGCUUUGAAGUAAUUAAGAGUGAUUCAUUAAAUUCAUCCCGUCCAGUCUCCAAGCAAGCAGAAACUCCUACUCAAAUCCAGGAGAUGUUCGAUGCCAUUUCCUAUGAAAAGGGAGCUUGUCUUUUGAAUAUGCUCAAGGAUUUUCUGAGUGAGGAGAAGUUCAAGAAAGGGAUUAUUCACUACUUAAAGAAGUUCAGCUAUAGAAAUGCCAAGAAUGAUGAUUUGUGGAGCAGUCUGUCAAAUAGUUGUUUAGAAAGUGAUUUUACAUCUGGUGGAUUCUGCUAUUCCGAUUCCAAGACGACAAGCAACACACUCGCCUUUCUGGAGGAAAAUGUGGAGGUCAAAGAUAUAAUGACCACAUGGACUCUUCAGAAAGGAAUACCCCUUGUGGUGGUUGAACAAGAAGGUCGUUUGCUUAAACUGCGGCAGGAGCGCUUCCUGAAUGGGGUUUUCAGAGAUGACCCUGAAUGGGGGGCCCUGCAGGAGAGGUACCUUUGGCAUAUCCCAGUGACCUACUCCACAAGCUCCUCUAAUGCUAUUCACAGAUACCUUCUGACAUCAAAGACAGAUACUCUGUAUUUACCUGAAAAGACCAGUUGGGUGAAACUCAAUGUGGACUCAAAUGGCUACUACAUUGUCCACUAUGAGGCGCAUGGAUGGGACCAGCUCAUCGCUGUGCUGAAUCAGAACCACACACUUCUCAGACCUAAGGACAGAAUAGGUCUGAUUCACGAUGCAUUUCAGCUAGUAAGUGCAGGAAGGUUGACCCUAGACAAAGCCCUUGACCUGACUCACUAUCUCCAGCAUGAAACAAGCAUCCCUGCCCUUCUCCAGGGUUUGGAUUACCUGGAAUCUUUUUACCACACCAUGGACAGAAGGAAUAUUUCAGACAUCACUGAAAAUCUUAAGCGUUACCUUCUCCAGUAUUUUAAGCCAGUGAUUGACAUGCAAAGCUGGAGCGACGAGGGCUCGGUCUGGGACAGAAGGCUUCGCUCAUCUCUCUUGAAGCUAGCCUGUUACCUGAACUAUGCCCCUUGCAUCCGGAAGGCAACCGAACUCUUCUCUCAAUGGAUGGAAUCCAGUGGAAAAUUAAAUAUCCCAACUGAUGUUUUAAAGAUUGUGUAUUCUGUGGGUGCUCAAACAACAGAAGGAUGGAAUUACCUUUUAGAACAAUAUGGACUCUCAUUGUCAGGUGCUGAAAAAAACAAAAUUCUCUAUGCAUUGUCAACCAGCAAACAUCAGGAGAAGUUGAUAAAAUUAAUUGAUCUAGGAAUGGAAGGAAAGGUUAUCAAGACACAGGACUUGGCAUCUCUUCUUUACGUGAUUGCCAGAAAUCCAAAGGGGCAGCAAUUAGCCUGGAAUUUUGUAAAAGAAAAUUGGACCCAUCUCCUUGAAAGAUUUGAGUUGAGCUCAUUUCCCAUGAGAAAAAUCAUCUCUGGUACAACAUCUCACUUUUCUUCCAAGGAUGAGUUGCAAGAGGUGAAACUGUUCUUUGAAUCUCUUCAGACUCAAGGAUCAUAUUUGGAAAUUUUUCAGAUUGUUUUGGAAACCAUUUCCAAAAAUAUUAAGUGGCUAGAGAAGAAUCUUCCCACCCUGAGAAAUUGGCUACUGAUUAGUAUUUAAAUGGUCAAUAGAAACAACACAUCAGAUGCAAACAGUCUGCGUGAAGUGAGCAAAGCUCAAGUCAGACUUCCAGAUAGUGUAACCAGUAAGAAGCCUCAAGAAAUCAGCCAGCACAGCUACCAUCGCUGGCUGACAGAUGUUUGAUGCUGGGGUGGAGGACGGCCAGUUCAGUAGCCUAUUUUAAAGUAAACUUCCUGAACAACGGAGAUGUGUGGAGGUGUAGACAGAUGUAGCUGUAAUAGUUUAGUCCCAACACAGACUGUCUGCAUUGCCAUUAUGCAACUACUAUUUUGCUUUUCUGAUGCUUUUUAAACCUUGCAUAGUAUACUGGAAUUAGCCCAUCCAAUCCAUAUAAAAAUCUUUCUUGUGCCUCUUUUCAUCUCCUUAUGCUCUCACUCCCUCAGCUCACCCUGCAUAGUUUAUUUAAUUUUUACCAUUCAUAGAAAAUCUGAAUCAAAUUUAGAAGCAUAAGAUUCAGGAAAACUGAGGCUUUAUCACCAACUCUCAGAUUACUAGAAACUAGGUGUCAAAGUUUAUCAAGGACACCAAGAGGUCCUCUUGGCUUGAGCCUCACAUCCAAAAACAGCCUCAAAAAUAGCCUUUUGAAACUAAAACUAGAAUCAUCAUAUGACGCAGCAAUUCUAUUCCUGGGCAUCUAUCCAGAAAAGACCAUGACGCGAAAAGAUUUAUGUAUCCCAGUGUUCGUUGCAGCACUAUAUGCAAUAGCCAAGACCUGGAAGCAACCCAGAUGUCCAUCAACAGAGGAGUGGAUAAAGACAUGAUACAUAUACACAGUGGAAUAUUACUGAGCCAUAAAAAUGAAUGAAAUAAUGGUGUUUGCAGCAACAUGCAUGGACCUAGAAAUUAUCAUGCUAAGUGUAGUCAGGCAGUGAGACACAAACAACAUAUGCUAUCUCUUAUAUGUGGAAUCUAAUAAAAGGAUAUGAUGAACUUA
Molecule: messenger RNA, 4994 nt
Organism: Phacochoerus africanus (Common warthog)
Lineage: Eukaryota; Metazoa; Chordata; Mammalia; Artiodactyla; Suidae
Gene: ERAP2
Product: endoplasmic reticulum aminopeptidase 2
Exons: 19
Coding region: 1187-4039 (950 amino acids)
Biological process (GO): proteolysis; peptide catabolic process
Cellular component (GO): cytoplasm
Molecular function (GO): peptide binding; metalloaminopeptidase activity; zinc ion binding
Source: RefSeq, a predicted model, not a curated record